AACCCCUCUCUCCCCCUCCCUCAUCCCUCUAUAACCUGAUUCUCCCAAGCCACGUCCUUUUCUCUCCCACAAAGCUAGAGGCAACAACCAGAACAUCGUUUCUGCUCCUCACAAUAUUCAACAAUGCGCCUCUCUCACUCUCAGGCAGUUCGGAGCAGCAAGCUUUGUUUAAGUCAUGGGAAAGAUCGAACAGAUUGAGCAUCAUGUUUAUGCGAAUGUGUAUUGCGAACAAUAUUAAGUCAACGCUUCCUCAAAUUGAAAAUGCAAAGAAAUAUUUCAAAACUGUGGAAGAUCGAUUCAGUUGAGAAGACAAGUCCCUUGGAGAGAGAUUAAUGGCUGAGCUUACCACCAUGAAAUCUAAUGGUAACUGUGGAAUGAAUUAGCAUGUCCUUGAAAUGACCAAUCUAGCUACCAGACUCAAAACUCUGAGAAUGAAUGUUGAUAAAAGUUUCCUUGUUCAAUUCAUUUUGAAUUCAUUGCCUGCUCAAUAUGGGCCAUUUUAGAUUCACUAUAACACUAUAAAGAGAAAGUGGAAUGUGGAUGAAUUGCCAAAUAUGCUUGUUUAAUAAGAGGCAAGGCUUAAGCAACAAGGACAACAUUCAGUUAAUGCUAUGAGUCAUGGAGUUGGAAGUAAAGGAAAGAAACCGAAGAAGAGUUUCAAGAAAGAUCUAUUGAAGGUUGCAGGAGCUUCUCAUGCUAAUGGGGCUCGCAAGAAGGAACAGAAUGGACCUAAAUGCUAUUUUUGUCAUGGAUAUAGGCAUUUAAAGAAAGAUUGCCCAAAACGUAGAGCUUGGCUCGAGAAGAAGAGGAUACCUUUCAAUCUAGAACAUAAACGAAAUGAGCAUUUUAUAGUUUUGGGAAAUGGAACUCAAGUACCAGUUGUUGGUGUUGGAACUUUACGUUUGCUUUUAGAGUCAAGGCACUGUUUGGACCUAUUUGAUACUCUUUAUGUUCCUACUAUUUCUAGAAAUUUAAUUUCCAUGUCAAGACUUGAUUAUGAUGGAUACGCCUUAGUUUUUGACAAUAAAGGUUUUCAUUUGUUGAGAAGUGACUCAUUUGUUGGUUUUGGUGUUUUAUCUUAG
Messenger RNA from Carya illinoinensis, 1082 nucleotides. RefSeq lists its product as uncharacterized. Gene Ontology annotation, molecular function: zinc ion binding; nucleic acid binding. The transcript is spliced from 3 exons. The record is from RefSeq and is a predicted model, not a curated record. Lineage: Eukaryota; Viridiplantae; Streptophyta; Magnoliopsida; Fagales; Juglandaceae. Bases 612 to 1082 code for a protein of 156 amino acids.